GGUCAAAAAGAAGUGAACAGAACUGUGGGAACCGAAAUGUGCACUGUCGAUUUCCGUUUAAAUAAGGAAACUAGGAAAACCCUCACUACAAGAAAACACGCCGAAUUCCGACGGAGAUUCUGACGGACGCCAAAGGCGUCGGACAACUUCGACGGAAUUCCGACGGAAACAAAAAAUCUGAAGUCUCGGAAUUCCGUCGGCUAAUUCCGACGAAUUUCCGAGAAAACAAGGGUCGUCGGAAUAUUCCGACGACUUUUCGACGACAUUCCGAUAAACAAUAUAACCGUUGUAGUCGUCGAAAAGUUGUCGGAACAUUCCGACGAAUUUCCGACGACAUUCCGAUUAACAAUAUAACCGUUGUAGUCGUCGAAAAGUCAUCGGAAUAUUCCGACGAAUUUCCGACGACAUUCCGAUUAAAAGAUAUAACCAUUACGGUCGUAGGUAUUCCGUCGGAAUUUUCCGAUGAAUUUCCGACGAACCAAGUGACCGUUGCCGACAAAUAUAUAUGACCGUUUUAUAGCCGUUUGAGAUUGGAAAAUACCGACGGAAUUCCGACGGAAUGCUUUAUAUCUGUCAGUAUUCCGUCGGAAAGUCGUCGGAUGUCCGUAAGCAAUUUCCUAUAAAUGCAACCCCUCCUCAUUCACCUCAUUCACACCUCAUUCUCUCUUCUUUCUCUUUAGUCAUAACAAUUCCGUGAAAAUCAUGUCUUUAGGAGCUUAUUAUCGUUCGUGGAUGGAUAAACCUCAUUUGGAUCCAAACACCAAUUUGCUUACGGAAGAAUACGUUCAAGGGAUUGGAGAAUUCAUGAGGCUUGUUCAACAGCAACCGGAUGCAAAAAGUGGUAUGUUAAGAUGUCCCUGCUCUACUUGCAAUAAUAAUAAGGUUAUAAAAGAAUUUGAUGUUUGGACUCAUUUGUAUAUGAAAGGGUUUUCACGUAAUUAUAAAGUUUGGUACCUUCAUGGGGAAACUGGUUAUGAAUAUGGUAGUACUAGCGAACCUCAGCCUGUUAGUGAACUUCAGCCUGUUAGUGAACUUCAGCCUGAUAUUAGGUUAGAAGAACCUAGAACGGAUAUAGAUUAUGGUGUAGGUACUGAGCAGAUGGUACAUGAUCAUUAUAGAGGGGAAGAACCAAAUCCCGAAUCUAGGAGAUUUUUUGAUAUGUUAGAUGCAGGAAAACAACCUUUGUAUCAAAAUUGUAGAGAUGGUCAUUCAGUCUUAUCAUCUGCAACUAGAUUAAUGGGUAUUAAGACAGACUAUAAUUUGGCUGAAGAAUGUAUGGAUGCGAUUACUGAUUUUGUCAAAGGUAUUCUACCUGAGGAUAACCUUGCACCGGGUUCAUACUACGAGGUUCAGAAACUUGUAGCCGGUCUUCAACUACCGUACGAAGUGAUAGAUGUAUGUAUUGACAACUGCAUGAUCUACUGGAGAGCGGAUGAGACACGAAAUGUAUGCAAAUUUUGUGGGAAACCUCGUUAUCAGGAGACGAGGGGAAGAGUUCCGAUCCCGUUCAAAAGAAUGUGGUAUUUGCCUUUGACGGAAAGAUUGAAGAGGUUGUAUCAGUGUGAGCGCACAGCAAAAGCAAUGAGAUGGCAUGCAGAGCAUUCCAUAAAUGGUGAGAUUAGACAUCCUUCAGAUGCGAAGGCUUGGAAACAUUUCCAGUCAACAUAUCCAGAAUUUGCGGAAGAGAGAAGAAAUGUUUAUCUUGGAUUAUCUACUGAUGGUUUCAGCCCGUUUGGAAAGCAUGGAAGACAGUAUUCUCUAUGGCCAGUUAUCGUGACCCCUUACAACUUACCGCCGAGCUUGUGCAUGCGACGAGAGUUUUUGUUUCUCUCAAUUCUCGUCCCCGGUCCAGAUCAUCCUAAAAUAUCACUAGAUGUGUUUCUUCAACCACUGAUAUAUGAGUUGCAACAACUAUGGGCGCAUGGAUUUGAGACAUACGAUGUUUCGUGCAAAGAAAACUUUCAGAUGCGGGCAGUACUUAUGUGGACAAUAAGUGACUUUCCAGUAUAUGGUAUGUUAUCUGGAUGGACAACACAUGGGAGGCUAUCAUGUCCAUAUUGUCAAGAUGACACAGAUGCUUUCCAACUAAAGAACGGAAGGAAAACGUGUUGGUUUGACUGUCACAGACGAUUUCUACCACCUGAUCAUCCAUACCGCAGGAGUAAGACUUCGUUUACGAAGAACAAGCAGGUGUUUGAUGGUCCACCUGAGGAAGUUAGUGGAGAAGAUUUGUUGAAGCAGUUUAGGGAUUUUGAUGCAGAUAGGACGCCAGAUGUAGGUGGACAUGAAAACAUUCGAGUCAGUGCGGUUGGAGAGCUACAUAACUGGCACAAAAAGAGUAUUUUCUGGGAUCUGCCAUAUUGGAAGACUCAUCUAUUGCGGCAUAAUUUAGAUGUCAUGCAUAUUGAGAAGAACUUCUUCGACAAUCUGAUGAACACAGUCCUUAACAUCCAAGGUAAAACGAAGGAUAAUUUGAAGUCAAGGUUGGAUUUAGUCGAUAUCUGUGAUCGUUCUGAACUUCACGUUGAUGAGAACGGUACGGCCCCUUUUCCCAUUUAUCGGCUGGAUGGUGCUAGAAAAGAAGAGUUCUUUGAUUGGAUUACAGAUAAAGUGAAAUUUCCUGACGGAUAUGCAUCAAAUUUGGGGAACUGCGUUGAUAGAAGCGAAGGAAAGUUUAGUGGCUUGAAGAGUCAUGAUUGUCAUGUAAUUAUGCAGCGCCUCCUCCCGUUUGCUUUUUCAGCAUUAUUGCCACGUAAUGUUCAUGAAGCAAUUGCAGGGAUAAGUGUUUUCUUCCGCGACUUAUGCAGCAGAGUAGUGACUGAAGAGGGUAUUAAUAAUUUGAAGACAAACGCACCAGUCAGCAUGUGCAACCUUGAGAAGAUAUUUCCUCCAUCAUUCUUUGAUGUAAUGGAACAUCUUGCUAUUCAUCUCGCAAGAGAAUUGGAACUUGGUGGUCCUGUGCAGUACAGAUGGAUGUAUAUUUUUGAGCGUUAUAUGCAUCAUCUGAAGAAGAUGGUCAAAAAUCAAAGCAGGGUGGAAGGAUCUAUAGUGGCACAGGUGAUCAAUGAAGAAACUGCAAUCUUUGCUGAAAAUUAUUUUCCACCAGAAGUGCAUACAAAACACCGAAGACCAGCUCGGCAUGAUGACAGAGGGGGAGAGAGCAACAUAUCAUGUUACUGUCCCAAGCAUGUUCAAGGAAAUAGGACGACUUAGUGGAAAAUUCACGAAGCGCAGACUUACGGACACUGAGCACGCUCAUUUGCAAACAUAUAUGCUCACCAACUGUGAAGAUGUUCUUCAAUAUGAGAGGUAAAAAUAUUUUUCAUUUACAUUGUUAGAUUAAUAUUCAAUAAAUUUAUUUCAUAUUGAUAAUAUUUUUGUAUAUAGUGUAUAUAUGGCGGAGUUGCGUAUGACUCACAGGCAUGCAACAGAAGAUGAGCUUCAACAACUUAGAGAUAACGGAUUUGCUGUGUGGCUUCGUAGUUAUGUGAGUCAUAUAUCAUAUUACCCUAUGCAAAUGAGUAGUUUAAAUUUAAUAUAAACUAAUUAACUUUUCACUCAUAUAUGUUUUUAAUUUGUAGGUGAAUGAUGGUUUGGCCAGAGGUUUUGUGUUCGAUGAUUGGAUACGCGAAUUUGUGCAGGGACCAAACUAUGUGGUCAAAUCAUAUCCAAAAUUUUGUACGCGAGGAUAUGCAUUCACAAGGAAAGGUCAUUCUAAGACAACAUAUGAUGCUGGUGUUUCAUCUUCUUCCGGUGACGAUGUCUACUACGACAACAUAAAAGAAAUAUUGGAAAUCCAAUUUCCUGGAAUGGUUGGAUUGCGUUGUGUAGUAUUCUAUUGUGAUUGGUAUGACACCACCCCAGAUAGAGGAGUGAAGAUUGAUGCGUUUGGUGUUACAUCAGUUCAUUCGCGGCGGAAACUUCAAUACUAUGAUCCCUUCAUUCUUGGUUCGCAAGCUGAUCAGGUGUGUUACAUCAGUUACCCUCGGGUGACGUACAGAGAUGAUCCAUGGGUCACUGUAACGCAAAUCAACCCAAGAGGACGAGUGGAUGGAACUUCUGAUGAUGAUGAACCAUUGCAACCAGAGUCUACCAGCAACGCCCAGACAGUUGAAGAUUUGGCAAAUGUUGAACUCGUUGAGGAUUUGACUGAGUUUGGACUUGAUGCUUUUGUACAUUCGGAGCCAGAAGCUGAGGUUGGGGAGUUUGAUGAAGAUUCAGAAGAUUCGGAUUGGUUUUUUUUUUUUUUUUCUAUUGGUCCGUCGGAAAUCCCUCGCAAAAUACCGACGAGAUAGCGACGACAAAGAGUUUCAUUAAAGUUUGGAAAUGUCCUCGGUAAUUCGUCGCAAUAUACCGACGACAUUCCGAAGAACUCGUCUAGUUUGUCGGAAUGUCGUCGGUAUAUUCCG
Messenger RNA from Brassica rapa (field mustard), 4409 nucleotides. RefSeq lists its product as uncharacterized. The record is from RefSeq and is a predicted model, not a curated record. Lineage: Eukaryota; Viridiplantae; Streptophyta; Magnoliopsida; Brassicales; Brassicaceae.